AUGGCGGCGGUGCGGGCGGUCCGCGGGCUGGUGAACGGCGCCGGGCCCGGCGGGCCCCGGGAGCAGGUGGCAGCGCUGACCCGCGACUACCUGUCCCAGCCGCGCCUCACUUAUAGAACUGUGUCAGGUGUGAAUGGACCUCUGGUUAUCUUGGACCAAGUUAAGUUUCCUAGGUAUGCAGAGAUUGUCCACUUGACCCUUCCUGAUGGCACAAGAAGAAGUGGGCAGGUUCUGGAAGUCAGUGGCUCCAAAGCUGUGGUUCAGGUAUUUGAAGGGACUUCAGGUAUUGAUGCUAAGAAGACAUCUUGUGAGUUCACUGGGGAUAUUCUUCGAACCCCUGUCUCUGAGGACAUGCUUGGCAGAGUAUUUAAUGGCUCAGGAAAGCCUAUAGACAGAGGCCCCAUUGUUUUGGCUGAAGAUUUCCUUGACAUCAUGGGCCAGCCAAUCAACCCCCAGUGUCGUAUCUACCCAGAAGAGAUGAUCCAGACUGGCAUUUCUGCUAUUGAUGGCAUGAACAGUAUUGCCAGGGGACAAAAGAUCCCCAUCUUCUCAGCUGCUGGCCUGCCCCACAAUGAGAUUGCAGCUCAGAUAUGUCGCCAAGCUGGCUUGGUGAAGAAAUCCAAGGAUGUGAUGGACUACAGUGAGGAAAACUUUGCCAUCGUGUUUGCUGCUAUGGGUGUGAACAUGGAAACUGCUCGGUUCUUCAAAUCUGACUUUGAGGAGAAUGGCUCCAUGGACAAUGUGUGUCUGUUCCUGAACCUGGCCAACGACCCAACCAUUGAACGCAUCAUCACCCCUCGCCUGGCUCUGACCACAGCUGAGUUCUUGGCAUAUCAGUGUGAGAAGCAUGUCCUGGUCAUCCUGACAGACAUGAGCUCCUAUGCUGAGGCCCUGCGAGAGGUUUCAGCAGCCAGGGAGGAAGUGCCUGGCCGCCGUGGUUUCCCAGGCUACAUGUACACCGACCUGGCCACCAUCUACGAGCGUGCUGGGCGUGUGGAAGGCAGGAAUGGUUCCAUCACCCAGAUCCCCAUUCUCACCAUGCCCAACGAUGAUAUUACUCAUCCUAUCCCUGACUUGACUGGAUACAUCACUGAGGGGCAGAUCUACGUGGACAGGCAGCUGCACAACAGGCAGGUUUAUCCACCUAUUAAUGUCUUACCCUCCUUGUCUCGACUGAUGAAGUCAGCUAUUGGAGAGGGCAUGACCAGGAAGGACCAUGCAGAUGUAUCCAACCAGCUGUAUGCCUGCUAUGCUAUUGGGAAGGAUGUGCAGGCCAUGAAGGCUGUGGUGGGGGAGGAAGCUCUCACCUCAGAUGAUCUGCUCUACCUGGAGUUCCUGCAGAAGUUUGAGAAGAACUUCAUUGCUCAGGGUCCCUACGAGAACCGCACCGUUUAUGAGACCUUGGACAUCGGCUGGCAGCUCCUCAGGAUCUUCCCCAAGGAGAUGCUGAAGAGAAUUCCUCAGACAACAUUGGCUGAGUUCUACCCUCGAGACUCAACUGCCAAGCACUAACCACAGCUUGCAUCUCUCAGCUCCCUUGCUCUGUGAAAAUGCUGUUUUUGGGGUUCCUUUCUCUCAUGUGUUGGUGUUUACUUGUCGCCUGUACAACCCAACCCCAGGGGAGGUGACACCUGUGCCAGUGUUCCAGCCUACACUGCUACCAGUCUUUAAAAUAUCCUUUCUUCCAAAGCCUGGUUUGGAUCUUCAGGAAAAAAAGAAAAACAACAUAUUUUAGGCCAGCUCUUACAAUGUGCAAUAGCUCUCACCAAGCUUCUUUGGUCAAGUUGGACUUCCUGUAGAUGUUUCGAGGCAGUGUCUUGAGUUACCACCACAAGUUGCAGCUCUUUACUUACACACCAGGAGGGGCAUGGUUUAGAAAACACAGAGCAAAAGUUGACUCCCUUUAUGUCCCCAGCAUCUGCUCAGUCCCACCACACAGAUGGCUCUGUGCCUGGAGAGCAUGUGUGGAAAGCCUCUGAAAAGUGCAAGUCACUGAUAUUUUGGUUUUGUUUGUUUCUUUUCAGCUGUGGCUUAAGAUCCUUCAGGGUGUUCAGGGCACUGCUUGGUGCUUCUCCACCAGCAGAGAGGUCACAGGCCAGGGGGUUGCCACCUGAAGGUAGCCACAAUCAGGCUUAAUGACUAAAUUGGAGGUUUUUAAUUGAGAGGAAGCUUCCUACUUAACCCUUUUUUUUGUUGUUUUCUCUCUGAACUCUGGCAAUGCCAGAGGCACAAACCAGCAGCUGAAGCAUCUUGAGAUCAGAGUGCCCCACUGGGCAAAAAACAAAACAAAUCAAUCUGUGGGUGGUUCAAGGCUUCGUGCUGCUACUGAAGGGGAUUAGGAGAGCUGUGACAAAGACUUUUUGAGGUGACACAGUCAUGCUGGUGGGAGGUGAGCUGCUGAAGCAUGUCUGGUACCAACUGAUGUGACAGGAGAAAGUGAGGUGCUGUGUGAGUGGAUAUUUUGAACUCUGCUAUAAAACCUGCUCCAGCUGGCACUGGCUCCAGAGUCCUGUUUGAAGCUGCUGUGCUUUUGCACUCCAGGCACAGAUUUGGCCAGCCAGGAGCACUCAGCAUUCCCAACCACCACAGAUCCUGGCUGGUCAAUCUGCUGUUGGUUUUCUCAGAUGGGUUCAGAUGAGGCUCCAAGCCCAGUGCUGGCAGGCUUGCUUGCUUCUUCCCAGGCUUAAUGUAGUCUAAGCUCUGGUCUGGCAAACCAAAGUGUGUUGCACCUCCCUCAACUCCCUCAGAGCUUGUCUAGGAAGGUGCUAACAUGACUUGGGUGCUGCUGAACUGAUUCCAGCUCUCCCUGAUGUCUCCUCUGUGCAGUUCUCUCUGUAGCUUGUUUGGUGUUGUCCCUAACUUGGACACAGCAGCAGCUUUAUCCCCAGUGCAUUCCAGCCUAAGGCUGUGUCAAGUCUCCUUUUGUCUUUUUUUUUUUUUUUCUCCUCUCUUGAGGUAGGGAUGGGAGGUGUGGAAGUGUUGGCAUGAAAAAUACUUUAAUGUAGAGAAUAAAUAAAUUAAAUA
Messenger RNA from Indicator indicator, 3024 nucleotides. It is a transcript of the gene ATP6V1B2, whose product is annotated as ATPase H+ transporting V1 subunit B2. Bases 1 to 1512 code for a protein of 503 amino acids. Gene Ontology annotation, cellular component: proton-transporting V-type ATPase, V1 domain. Lineage: Eukaryota; Metazoa; Chordata; Aves; Piciformes; Indicatoridae. The record is from RefSeq and is a predicted model, not a curated record. The transcript has 14 exons. Gene Ontology annotation, molecular function: proton-transporting ATPase activity, rotational mechanism; ATP binding. Gene Ontology annotation, biological process: ATP metabolic process; proton transmembrane transport.